AUGGAUCACAGAACACGCAAACGAGUUCGUGACGUGAAAGACAGGGCUAGACCAGAACUUAGAUCAGAUAAUGGCUGGAAUAAAUAUUGUUACCAUGAAAAGUUUGAUUUAGACAAAGAAAAAAUAAGGAGAAAAGACACUGUGCACAGAAUAGAUGCCUCAAAAGUUUCACAUGAAGAAUUUAUAGAGAAGUAUGAAAAGACCUACACUCCUGUUGUAUUAGUUAAUAACCAAAAUGAUUGGAUGGCAAAGAAAAAAUGGACGUUAGAUAGACUAGCCAAGAAAUACAGAAAUCAGAAGUUUAAAUGUGGAGAUGAUGAUGAUGGUUAUUCAGUGAAAAUUAAAAUGAAAUAUUUUGUGGACUAUAUGAAACAUAAUAAUGAUGAUAGUCCGUUGUAUAUUUUUGACAGUUAUGGUGAGCAUGCUAAAAAGAAGAAGUUAUUAGAAGAUUAUGAAAUUCCAAAAUAUUUUCAAGAUGACUUAUUUCGGUAUGCUGGUGAAGAGAAACGACCUCCAUACAGAUGGUUUGUAAUGGGUCCAGCUCGUUCUGGUACUGGAAUUCAUAUAGAUCCUUUAGGUACCAGUGCUUGGAAUGCAUUAGUUAGUGGUUAUAAAAGAUGGUGUUUAUUGCCCACUGAAACUCCACGGGAGUUGGUGAAAUUAAAGGGUGAGGAAGGUGGUAAACAACAAGAUGAAGCUGUCACAUGGUUUGAUAUAGUUUACCCUAAAACGCAAGAAUCGUCUUGGCCACAACAAUAUAAACCACUGGAAAUUUUACAAAAGCCUGGUGAAACAGUAUUCGUUCCCAGUGGAUGGUGGCAUGUUGUAGUUAAUUUAGAAGAUACCAUAGCAGUCACACAGAAUUUUGCCAGUGUCACUAACUUUCCUAUUGUAUGGCAUAAAACUGUCAGGGGUCGUCCCAAAUUAUCAAAGAAAUGGUACAAAAUUUUACAGAAAGUGAGACCAGAGAUAGCUGAAGUAGCAGAUCAAGUUAAAGUAUAUGAACCAACUGGGUUUAAUUCAGAUAGUAGUAGUUCAGGCUCUUCUAGUUCCAGUAGUGAUGAUAGUUCUGAUAGUGAUGACUCAGAAGCUGCCAGUAAAAGGUAUAUAGAAAGUUUUUUGCAGAGUGACAUUUGCUUUGAUAUCCUCAUCAGAUGUAGAAACAGUGGCAUUCUUAGUGUGGUCUCCCUACCCCAUCUCUAA
Messenger RNA from Lottia gigantea (owl limpet), 1203 nucleotides. RefSeq lists its product as hypothetical. Gene Ontology annotation, cellular component: cytoplasm; nucleus. The record is from RefSeq and is a predicted model, not a curated record. The coding region runs from base 1 to 1203 and encodes 400 amino acids. Gene Ontology annotation, molecular function: P-TEFb complex binding; histone H4R3 demethylase activity. Lineage: Eukaryota; Metazoa; Mollusca; Gastropoda; Lottiidae. The transcript has 8 exons. Gene Ontology annotation, biological process: phagocytosis.